AUGAACGCGUCGCGCGCGGACCGGAGGAGGAGCGCGCGCCAGCUGGCUCUGGAGGGCGGCAUCCGGGUCCUACUGUUCGGAGUUUUCGUGUUCACAGAGUUCCUGGAGCCCUUUGAGCGAGUGAUUCAGCCAGAGGAGCUGUGGCUCUACCGGAACCCUCUGGUGGAGUCAGACCACAUCCCCAAGAGGGUCAUGUUCGCCAUUUCCUUCCUCACCCCUCUGGCGGUGAUCUUCGUGGUGAAGAUCAUUCAGCGGACGGACCGGACGGAGCUCAAGGAGGCGUGUUUAGCGGUGUCUCUGGCCCUCGCCCUCAACGGAGUCUUCACCAAUACCAUCAAGUUGAUUGUUGGCAGGCCCCGGCCCGACUACUUCCAGCGCUGCUUCCCAGACGGUCAAGUGAAUGAGAAGAUGCUGUGCACCGGGGAGCCGGAUCUGGUCUCCGAGGGCCGCAAGAGCUUCCCCAGCAGCCACUCCUCCUUCGCGUUCUCCGGCCUCGGCUUCACCUCCUUCUACCUGGCGGGGAAGCUGCAGUGUUUCACGGACGGAGGGCGAGGACGGAGCUGGCGCCUCUGUGCCGCGGUGCUGCCGCUCUACAGCGCCGUCAUGAUCGCUCUGUCCCGGACCUGUGACUACAAACACCACUGGCAAGACGCCUUCGUGGGCGGCGUGGUCGGGCUGCUGUUCGCCUACGUCUGCUACCGCCAGCACUACCCCCCCUUCCUGCACCCGGACUGCCACCUGCCCUACGCCAGCCUGGAGGCCGCCGCCCACUCGCCCUCGCACCCCCAGGACCCCCCGCAGCCCACGGACCACGCCAGCAGCCUCCCGCUGGAGGCCUUGACUGAGGGGCCAGUGUGA
Messenger RNA from Pseudoliparis swirei, 858 nucleotides. It is a transcript of the gene plpp4, whose product is annotated as phospholipid phosphatase 4. Bases 1 to 858 code for a protein of 285 amino acids. The record is from RefSeq and is a predicted model, not a curated record. Gene Ontology annotation, biological process: phospholipid metabolic process. NCBI's taxonomy places the organism in Eukaryota, Metazoa, Chordata, Actinopteri, Perciformes, Liparidae. Gene Ontology annotation, molecular function: phosphatidate phosphatase activity. The transcript is spliced from 7 exons.